AAUAGUUAUCGAUUUGUCACAUCAUUACUAGUGCAUUGUGCGUCGCAAACGAAAAACAAAUAAUAUUGCUCAAAAUAGCCAUGGAAAACACUCAAUUACCCAUAACAAUAUCCAACACUGCAACAUCGACUAGUGUAAAUACUACAAUGGCGCCUACUGUUCCUUCCCAUGCAAUUGACGUCCCUGCCACUGUCAGUGUGUCAUCGACAUCUGUCAACACUUGCGCAGCCCCAGCAGCAACAACAACGGUAUCGACAACAACAACAGCAACACAUUUGAGUAAAACUCCAAUUCACAAUUUGCCGAUAGAGUUGCUACAAAACGACGCGGCGAAGCGUCGAAGCUCCUCACGUACUAUAAAACGUAAACGCUUUGACGACGAAAUUGUAGAAUACAAUCUUACAAUACCAACGAACCGUAGCGGUGCCGACGCUAACCGCUCAAGUCGACCACGGACAACAUCUCAGAAUUAUUCAGGAAUUGUUACGACACCAACGGUGCAGCAAUCACCCGGCCCAAUUGCAGUUGCUGCUGCCAUUGCACCUGAAACGACUAACACACCUGGCACUACAGUGGACACUGCACCCGGGGCCCCAAACAUAGUUACUGCUUCAACGCCUGCGACGCCUUCAACGCCAGCCACGCCGACCUUGCCGUUGCCAACGAUUCAUAAUUCUGCGCAGCAACCGCAGCCAAAGGUGAAGCCUGCGAUGGAUCGUGCGAUGGCCCCUGAACGUCGUCCACGUCCAUCUCGUCCAGCGAGCAAUAAAAAGCCCCGUCGCAAUGGUCGACCUCUUGGACAGAUGGCCACCAAGGAUUUGGGUCGCUGGAAGCCAAUCGAUGACCUAGCCCUUGUUAUUGGGAUACAGCAAACCAACGACCUACGCAUGAUACAUCGGGGCGUCAAAUUCUCCUGUAAAUUUACCCUUCAAGAGCUGCAGCAGCGUUGGUACGCCCUGCUGUAUGAGCCAUCCGUAUCACGGAUUGCCGUGUCUGCCAUGCGUAAUCUGCAUCCCGAGAUGGUGGAGUCUGUACAGCGGAAGGCGCUGUACAGCGUGCAGGAGGAGGACCUUCUAGGCACUAUAAAGAGCUCGGAGACCCCAAAGCUAGAGCAGUUUCAGGAGCUGCUGGACAAGAAUCCCUCCACAUUCUAUUGCGCACGCACUGCUAAGUCCCUGCACAAUCAUUGGCUGCUGCUCAAGCAAUAUUGUCUGCUUCCUGAUCAAUCGGUAAAGCCAUUGCAGGGCACCGAUCAACCGCUCAGCUUUUCAGAUGCUGAGGAUCAGUUGUUCGAUCAAGACCUGCAAGAGCCGCGCGAUGAGGCAUUGGAAAUCGAAUUAACUCUGGCCGAUCGACGUAACAAACGCGACAUCCGUCUGCUAGAGAACGAGCUCUCACGCUGGGGCGUGCUGGUUGACUCAGUGCUCGGACCCACGGCAGCCAGUGAGUUCGAUAGCCAAACGCUUGCCUGCUUGUGCGGACGUCUUGUGCGUUAUUUGAUGCGCUCUAAGGAAAUAACAUUCGGUCGCGAGGCCAAGGAAUGUGGCGUAGAUGUGGAUCUUUCCCUGGAGGGGCCCGCUGCAAAGAUUUCGCGGCGUCAAGGCACCAUCAAAAUGCGCAGCAACGGCGACUUCUUCAUAGCCAACGAGGGCAAGCGCGCCAUCUUCAUCGAUGGCACACCUUUGCUGAAUGGUAACAAGACGCGAUUGGCACACAACUGUACUGUGGAAAUUUCGGGACUGCGCUUCACGUUUCUGGUUAACUAUGAGCUCAUCAACGCCAUACGCCAGGAGAGCGCAAAAACUUCGAAUCCCUUAAAUUAAGUCUAGCCUAGUGUAUAGUUUUAGCAGUCGCAGCUGUCCCUGUGAAGGUUACUGUAAUGAAUUUCUAUUUCUUAGCCGUCGAUAAGAAACAAGUUCUGAAAAUAUACGACAUCAACAAUA
Molecule: messenger RNA, 1943 nt
Organism: Drosophila navojoa
Lineage: Eukaryota; Metazoa; Arthropoda; Insecta; Diptera; Drosophilidae
Gene: Rcd5
Product: microspherule protein Rcd5
Biological process (GO): positive regulation of transcription by RNA polymerase II
Cellular component (GO): Ino80 complex; MLL1 complex; NSL complex
Molecular function (GO): protein binding; G-quadruplex RNA binding
Source: RefSeq, a predicted model, not a curated record